Molecule: messenger RNA, 1509 nt
Organism: Dothidotthia symphoricarpi CBS 119687
Lineage: Eukaryota; Fungi; Ascomycota; Dothideomycetes; Pleosporales; Dothidotthiaceae
Exons: 3
Coding region: 324-1319 (331 amino acids)
Source: RefSeq, a predicted model, not a curated record
CUUGGUAAUGGUUGGCGAGAUGUGAGACAAACCUCGUAUCCACAGUUCGUAGCGGUGCCCGGUUGGUAGCAACUUGCCAUCCGCAUUUAUAUAGUUAAUAUGCGCCUCUACAUCUCAUUCUCGGCAGAACUCCCACCUCCCUACCUGGUUCGUCACGCCAUACAGCUGGUCGCCCGCUCUUGGGGUUCCUGGCGCUUUCUCCACUGUUCUACUCCCAAAAACGCUUUAGACUUCCGCACCCUACGCCACAGUUCAUCCGAUUCUAUGUGCUCCAGUAGUGAUUAUAUAUCCGCUCGAGAACAACACUGUCUCGCCAAACAAAUAUGGCACAAGCCUCCCUCGAAAGAUCCAUAGUUGAGCCGGCCGAAUCCUCCACAGCUGCAAUACUCUUGCGUAACGAUGACCCUCUAACACGCGCCCUGCGUGGCCGCGACGCCGUCGACGUGGAAGACCUUGUACGCCUAGCUCGAGCUACUUCGCCGACCUCUGACAUCCUGCCGUCACUAGGCUCGUCGUCAACCGCCGUUUUUAGCUCCCUUGGAGAGUCGACUGUCACCAAGCCCACUUCGACUGGUACAAGCUAUCCGAUAUACGACCCCGAGGGCAAAGGCAAGGCAAAAGCGCCAUCGAUCUCGUCGUUAUCGGCUACACAUGGUUCCGGAUCUGAAGCGGAGGCUAGCGAUCGUGCUGUACGAGAGCACGCACUACUUGCUAUGGGUGACUGGAUAGCUAAUGAGGACGUCGCUCCUGUUCUACCGCUCAAAGGUACUGCAAGGGCAAAGCAGCGUACCUCAAAUAGUCUCAGGCACAAACACAAGAAGCCAGUCAUCGAUCAAGUUGGUCUCGGGAGGCUAUCAGGCAACGAUAGUGACGGUGCUGGAGAAACACGCGUUCCUCAACCUCACGACCGUGAGAAUAUAUGCCUCCAACACCACGUUCAUAAUCAGGAUCACAACCAGCUUCGCCUGGCUGAGGAAGGGCAUCAGAGCGAUACAGCCACUACUGCAAGCCUACCAUGUGAGCCUCUCACUGGCACUCGACUCUAUGUGUUGAUCGUGAUCAUCGUCACCAUCACUUUGGCGAUCGCCUCUUCUGCCCUCGGUGCGUAUUAUACCGGCAAAGAUCGCAUGGUAUAUACGAAGGCCAUCAUCUUCGCUGCUACAGUCUUCACGACACUUCUAACCGUUCUCGCCUUGAUCGUCGCGAGGCGAGCUCUGCAUGAAGCUUUGCUCGCAGGUCUAUUGGGGUUCAUCAUUGGCUCCAUGUUUCUUGUGGAGCUUGAUGACUUCAUGGGACCUCCUGUGGAUUCCGGACAUUGAAAGUUUUUAUAUAAUAUGGACAAAACUUCAAAGGGCAAUUUUGGUAGAUAACUUGUUUCCCGAUUCGAUGGCUUUCACUGAUCGUAAACCACGUGUGAUAUCUAUUUGGAAUGUUGCAUGAAGCCCAGUUGGAAGACACGGGCUUUUGGAAUGAUUGCUGCGGUGUCCCUAGCCGCAGAGCGUUCGAAUG